Messenger RNA from Sciurus carolinensis (gray squirrel), 682 nucleotides. RefSeq names its product interferon alpha-inducible protein 27-like protein 2. NCBI's taxonomy places the organism in Eukaryota, Metazoa, Chordata, Mammalia, Rodentia, Sciuridae. Gene Ontology annotation, cellular component: membrane; mitochondrion. Bases 271 to 669 code for a protein of 132 amino acids. Gene Ontology annotation, biological process: apoptotic signaling pathway. The record is from RefSeq and is a predicted model, not a curated record. The transcript is spliced from 4 exons.
GACUGGGAAGUACGCCCACCUGCUACAGUUUUCAGGCGCUUCGGAGCUCUUUUCUUUGGUAGCUCCUUGGAGCAAGGAGAAAGCCACCCACCGGAAGCACCUGUAGCAAGUGAGCCAGUGGUGAGCAGGUGCGCGGGGCGCGGGAUCCAGCGCUUCGCCCGGGUUGCCGGGCUGCGAGGGCGGGCCUUGACCCGGACGGUUCGCUGGGAAGCAACGCCCCACAGAGUUUUGUCAUUUCCUGAGCACAGCUGGGACAAGGACUGCCUCAUCAUGCUGAAACGGGCGGCUGCAGCUGCCAUCGGAGGAGCACUGGCCGUGGGCGCUGUGCCCGUGGUGCUCAACGUAGUGGGCUUCACCGGGGCGGGAAUCGCAGCCUCUUCCCUAGCUGCCAAGAUGAUGUCGGCUGCAGCCAUAGCCAACGGGGGUGGAGUCGCCGCAGGCAGCCUGGUGGCGACUCUGCAGUCGGUGGGGGCAGCUGGGCUCUCCACCUCAUCCAACAUCCUCCUGGCCUCUGUCGGGUCUGCUUUUGGUGCCUGGUUGGGAGGUUCAAAAGAGACUACACCUCCUCCCCCAGCUGAACCCAAGACUGAAGAGGAGCAACCAGGAGAAAACGUACCCCAAGUUGAAUCUCCAAACACCCCACUCGAAUCAGAGGAAGAUGAGAAAUAAAGAUCCAUACUGA